AUGACUUUCCUUCCUUCCUGGGUCUGUGUACUAGUUGGUUCCCUUUCUUUUUCUUUAGCAGGAGACUUAAAUUUUUUAGAUCUGUAUCCUCCUUUGUGGAAGGAGAGUCCUGGUCAGUUCAGUGACUACCCAGUGGAGAAUGGAACAUACAUUAUCAAUCCCUGGAUAUUCCCUGAAAGACUCGGGAUGUAUAAAAUUCUAUUGAACCAAACAGCCACUUAUUUUGAAAAAUUCGCUUCAGGAAAUGAGCAAAAUCUUUUAUGGGGAUUGGCUUUGCAGCAUGGUUGGCAAUAUAGUUCGGGCAGAUUAGCUGAUCCCAGCCAAAGGACAGACUGUGGCUAUGAAUCUGAUCAUCUGUGCAUCUCUGUGGACAGUUGGUGGGCUGAUUUAAAUUAUUUUCUCUGUGUAUUGCCGUUCCUUGCUGCGGUGGAUUAUGGCAUCCUGGGGAUAUCAUCAGAUCAAGUCAGGCUUCGGCCACCACCUGUGGAUCAGAAGAGGUUUUGCUAUGAUGUAUCUGGCUGCCUUUUAUCCUUCCCUGAGAUAAUGAACAAGUGGAGUGACUUUUACAAGUAUGUGCAUUCACCUUCUAGUACCUUUGAAGACAUAUUGGAAUACUUAUGGGUUGCACAUAUCUUCACCCUGAAUAACAUUUUCAACACAUUUGAUGAUAGAUAUGUCUACUAUUCUAAACAAGAAGCAAAAUUUGAGAAGAACUGGGUUAAUGCUGUGGAAUAUAUAGGCGCUGCCCGCAUUCCUACAACUUUCAUUAGAGUAUAUGAGUCCCAGAAGGGCCUGCCACCACGAAUUCUUAGUAAAAUGGACACAGCCUCUGGAAUCAGUGACUUUACUGCCCUACAGAACACAGUCCUGUCAGGUCUAAGUGUUCUUGGCACAGUGAGUAAACUUACAGGUGAGAAUUUUAAAAGAAUACUUGACAAAAAUCAAGACCAUGUUGAACAGACAUUGGUGAACUAA
This is a messenger RNA of Marmota monax (woodchuck), 975 nucleotides long. RefSeq names its product protein LEG1 homolog. Bases 1 to 975 code for a protein of 324 amino acids. Lineage: Eukaryota; Metazoa; Chordata; Mammalia; Rodentia; Sciuridae. The record is from RefSeq and is a predicted model, not a curated record. The transcript is spliced from 5 exons.